AUGCAGGCCGCGCAGGCACCGCCCAUGCCAGCUUUGCAGGUUCUACCUCAUUUCGGCGCUCGCGCCAUGGCAACCAAACGCAAAGCGGCGGCCAUUGUCGAGACUGAGCAGGCGGCCUUGCUGCCCAAACGCCGCGGACGGCCAAAGAAAGCUUCUGUUACGAUCCAGAAGCGCUCGGCAUCGAGCGAUGCAAAGCCAAGGCAGGAGGCCAAGCAGGAUAAGCCUGUUGAGCAGGCGAAGGCAAAGGUAUCGGACGCAAUCGAGAAGAAAAAGACCCAGGCCGUUGAAGUGAGGGAAGCUGCAAAGGAAAAGAUGACAGAGACGAAGCAAGAAGCAAAACAAGUGGCCCAAGAGGUCACAAAGGAAGCGAAUCAAGUGGCAGACAAGGCUCAAGGCGGGGCGAAGCAAUUUGCGGAUGCUGCGGUCGACGCACUUGGCAAAGGCCCUGCACAAGUCAAGCAAGUACUCGAGUCUGUGCAGGAUGCAGCCGGGUCCAAGUCCAAGACUGGUGGCAAUGCAAAGCAUGAGGACUAUACAUCUGGGGAAAUUCCACAGAACCAAAAGACGGGUCUGCUUGUGGCGUUUGGCGCUGUUGCUGCGUGGUUUGCCUUUGGUGGAAAGCUCCAGAAGAGCAAGAAGGGAGAAUGA
Protomyces lactucae-debilis is the source of this 648-nucleotide messenger RNA. RefSeq lists its product as uncharacterized. Lineage: Eukaryota; Fungi; Ascomycota; Taphrinomycetes; Taphrinales; Protomycetaceae. The record is from RefSeq and is a predicted model, not a curated record. The coding region runs from base 1 to 648 and encodes 215 amino acids. The transcript has a single exon.